ACUAUUAACUAACUAACUAACUAACUACUAACUAACUACUAACUAACUACUAACUAACUACUAACUAACUAACUUGCUGACUGUCUCACAGAAGUUUUGUCUGGAUUCGCACCGAUAACUCUGUCCUGAGAUCACACUGAGCCCCCUCCCCUCUCUCUCUCUACCUCUCUCUCUCCCUCUCUCUCUCUCUCCCACCGUUGAAGCCGGGGCAGCUGAGAACUCCACUCCGCCUUUUCCUCCCCUCCCGCACCGAUCUAUGAAAUCUGUUGUGCAUGUUCGUCUCCGCGAGCGCGGAUGUAGAGAGAGGUGGGAUUGCGAGGAGCGAGCGAGAAAGCAAAGGGGGAACCCACGCGUUUCAGCCGCCUCUCCGAAACUCCACGGCGUCUGGCCGAAGCAGCUGACGGUGAAUGUUUUCUUUUUCUUCCUCACACCGGCCCGACGCUGACAGACUCUGUGCAGGACUGUGUUCCCGGAGCAGCAGCUUUUGCCCCUCUUUGUGCCACCUUGUCUCCUCUUGGUCACCGUGGUGCGCGGCGCAGGCUGAGAGAGACACGGAGCGCACGGACUGUGGGAGCCCUCCCUCCCUCCCCUCCGCCCGGAUCCGCUUCGGUAGUUCCCAGACGACCCAUGGAAGAACGUGGAUGAAGUCUGUUGAGUUCUGAAGCGGGCUGAAGGCUCGGGGGCCUGCCUGUUGUCCAUCGGUCGUGAGGUACCACUCCCACCGGGCCACAGAACGGACCCAGUCAAGACCUCUGCUUCCCCUCCUCACUCACCCCCGCCCCCUCUCCACCCUUACUCCCGACCCAGGCGCCUACGCUCUGGAACAUGUCGACCGCGCUGACGGAGGGGGGCCGGACCGAGGACCUGCAGCGGAAGAGCUGCAAACCGGACUCCCCGGUGGCCGAGCGCAGGAACCGCAGCGGGAUCAUCAGCGAGCCCCUCAGUAAGAGCCUUAAGAACUCCCGUACCCUGUCCCAGUACACGGCGGUCUCCUCCGCCUCCACCAACGGACACACGGACAAAAGCGAGAGUAAGAGCCACUCGUCCAAGCCCCAGCCUCCCCUGCCGCCCCAGCCCACCGUCUCUGCACUGACGGCGGCCAAGUUGGACAGAACCCUGGAACAGGUUCUGGAGGGACAGAACGGCCUGCUGCACUUUGCCCAGGCAGCAGCGCUGUUAAAGCGGGCCGGGAUGGAGCACAUGCUUCUGCCGGGGGGCAUGGGAGUGGGAGUUGGCAGUGGAGACGCGGGCUCGGGGGCAGGCGACUUGGAGGGUACGUCUGUCACGGACGCCGUAGGAGGUCCGGUUGACUUCCCAUAUGGAGUAGGAGGCGGCUUCCCCUUCAACCCAGGGCUUUUCAUCAUGACGCCGGCUGGAGUCUUUCUGGCAGACAGCGCGCUGCACAUGGCCAGUCUGGCCGAGUACCCGGCGCAGAGCGAGCUGGCCUCCGCUAUCAACUCCGGUAAAAAGAAGCGAAAACGUUGCGGCAUGUGCCCACCUUGCCGACGGCGGAUUAACUGCGAGCAGUGCAGCAGCUGCCGGAAUCGCAAAACGGGCCACCAGAUCUGCAAGUUUCGCAAAUGUGAGGAACUGAAGAAGAAGCCCUCUGCUGCGCUGGAGAAGGUGAUGCUUCCUACAGGAGCGGCGUUCCGGUGGUUCCAGUAGGACUCCUCCACCUCCUCCUCUUCCUCCACCUCCUCCUCCUCCUCCACUUCCUACCCAAAGCUCUGCCAUCAAGUGCAAUGCCAACUCCUGGAAUGUUCCGGAACAGACACUGGCUCAUAAACAAGCAACAAAUAAAAAGAUUAUAGGAAAAAAAAAAAAAGACAAGAGAAAAGCAAGAAAAAAAAACGUGUGGAGUAAUGGAUGCACCUAACGAUUCCUUGAACCAAAAAUGAAGCGAGAAGAAAAAGCAUCUGUGACGACUUUCAUUCCCUUUUCUAUGUUCCAACUUUUGGUACUUUUAUGUCCUUUUUCCAGCAGUUUUUUUUUCUUCUUUUAUCUGAUGCUUAAGGACAUGGAACUGUUGAUGACCAGAGACAGAAGUGUGUGGACAAUCAACUAAUUUCUGUGUUUGGUGUUAAUGUUAAUGUUCACGUGUGGAAAGAUACAGUACUUGUGUAGAGAAUGUAAAUUUACAGCUAUAUUUUAAAAAAAACUAGUGGCUAACGGCGAACGUCGACAUCGUGUUCACUCACCACGAGCUGAAAACGUCCCGGGUCCCAUCGGAACGGGGCUCCGUUCACACCGCAC
Cynoglossus semilaevis (tongue sole) is the source of this 2253-nucleotide messenger RNA. RefSeq names its product CXXC finger protein 5a (gene cxxc5a). Lineage: Eukaryota; Metazoa; Chordata; Actinopteri; Pleuronectiformes; Cynoglossidae. The transcript is spliced from 3 exons. Bases 826 to 1665 code for a protein of 279 amino acids. The record is from RefSeq and is a predicted model, not a curated record. Gene Ontology annotation, molecular function: zinc ion binding; methyl-CpG binding. Gene Ontology annotation, cellular component: nucleus.